AAAAGAUGAAACGACCCACAGAAAGCAAAGGGGAAAAAAUGAACGAAUUCGUGUGCGAUUGGCAAGCAGUGAUUUUAAUUACAUGAACAGAGGCACUUUAACUUAAACGAAAGCCAUGUUAUUAUUGAAAUGAAAAACACCAUUCUGCUAAACUUUAUUAAGAUACGUGCAGUUUUCCGUUUUAAAGUUUCACUGAAUAUUUUUGUUACGUUUGUAGAAGAGUAUACGUUUUUUUUUUAAAAAAAGAUGCCAUAUAGUGUCUUUUUCUUUUAGAUCCGGGACAAGAAAAUUUAAUUAAAGAAGGAAAAUCUUCAUCCUGGAGUUCCAUUAACCCUGGAGUUCAGAAGGGUAGUGGACAAAUUCAGCUUUGGCAAUUUUUGCUGGAGCUUUUAUCAGACAGCGCCAAUAUGAACUGCAUUGCUUGGGAAGGGACCAACGGGGAGUUCAAACUUAUUGACCCAGACGAAGUGGCCAGACGAUGGGGAGAAAGGAAAAGCAAACCCAACAUGAAUUACGACAAGCUGAGUCGAGCGCUUCGGUAUUACUACGACAAAAACAUUAUGACAAAAGUGCACGGAAAACGCUAUGCCUAUAAAUUUGAUUUUCAUGGGCUAGCACAGGUUUGUCAGCCCACCUCUACAGAGCAUGCUUUGUACAAAUUUCAGAGUAAUUUUACGCCUCUUCCAUUUUCUGGGAUUUCUAAACUUAACCUUGUCACGCCAAGCGUCUCUGCCUCUGGGUUUUCGUACUGGACCGGCUCCACGUCAGCCCUGUAUCCGAGUCACAGCCUCCAGCCUCCUGGGCCGUUCACUCCAGUCUCCGCAUCUCAUAUCAGCAGUAUUAAUAAUAUUAGCAACAUUAAUAACCACUACCACUGAAUCAAUGCACUGUUUGGUAAGUGGCAUCACGGCAGAGCCACUCAUGUUUUUCUGACCUUUUUUGUUUGCAGGAUAUCUGAGAGGUGUAAAAUUAUUUCCAGCGUCCUUUUUAUAUUUUAAGGUAAUGCUGAAAUGCAAAUGUUUCGCACAGCUCUUGCUAGUGAGAUUUAGUUGUACAAAGCAAUUGCUUGAAUAUGCAAAUAUUCUAAAAAUUGGCUUUUUCAUAUAUUAA
This is a messenger RNA of Erpetoichthys calabaricus (reedfish), 1110 nucleotides long. It is a transcript of the gene fev, whose product is annotated as FEV transcription factor, ETS family member. Gene Ontology annotation, cellular component: nucleus. NCBI's taxonomy places the organism in Eukaryota, Metazoa, Chordata, Cladistia, Polypteriformes, Polypteridae. The record is from RefSeq and is a predicted model, not a curated record. Gene Ontology annotation, molecular function: DNA-binding transcription factor activity, RNA polymerase II-specific; sequence-specific DNA binding. Gene Ontology annotation, biological process: regulation of transcription by RNA polymerase II; cell differentiation. The coding region runs from base 408 to 878 and encodes 156 amino acids. The transcript is spliced from 2 exons.